AUGAAUCUAAUCACAUCUCAUCGCCACUAUCAAUGGUUAUCCAAUCUGAUUACUGCCGAUGAGAAGUGGAUGUUGUAUGUUAAUUACACGCGUAGACGUCAGCGGUUGAGCACUGGUCAAACAGGCGUAGGAAUACCGAAGACUGAUCCAGAUCCUAGGAAGUUGAUGCUGAGUGUCUGGUGGGGUAUUAAAGGAGAUGUUCAUUGGAAACUACUACCAAAUGGUUACACUAUCACUGCUGAUCUAUACUGUCAACAAUUGGAUCGGGUAGCUGAAAAACUCUAG
Adineta ricciae is the source of this 285-nucleotide messenger RNA. The record is from the annotation of a GenBank genome assembly. Lineage: Eukaryota; Metazoa; Rotifera; Eurotatoria; Adinetida; Adinetidae.